Molecule: messenger RNA, 1656 nt
Organism: Dioscorea cayenensis subsp. rotundata (Guinea yam)
Lineage: Eukaryota; Viridiplantae; Streptophyta; Magnoliopsida; Dioscoreales; Dioscoreaceae
Product: ribosomal RNA large subunit methyltransferase I
Exons: 8
Coding region: 102-1454 (450 amino acids)
Molecular function (GO): RNA binding; methyltransferase activity
Source: RefSeq, a predicted model, not a curated record
UCAAAAUAUUAUUCAGUAAGAUUUUUGGUCCUUCUUCUUCCAUUCUGGAGCUCUGUUCUAGUCAUCACUGAGCAGAAUUCACUCAAAACCCUAAUUCUAGAAUGCUAGCAAUACAGCUCCCUGCUCGUCUUGUCGUGAGAUCCAUCACCAGCUUCUCCUCCACCUCCACCACUGCCGCCACCGCUACCACCUUGCAGGAAAUCGCCGCCACCCGUAAAGGUCUGGCUAAGGUUGUCUUGAAAAAAGGCAAAACACAAAUUUUUCGUGAUGGAAGUCCGAUGGUUUACAGUGGUGCAGUUGAUAGAAUAAUUGGCAGACCGCCUCCAAAAACUGGCGACAUUGUUCUGGUGGCUGAUGGGUUAGAGAAGCCGAUUGGUUGGGGUUUGUACAACUCAGUGUCCAUGUUCUGUGUUCGUCUUAUGCAACUUGAAGAAGAGGCCACUAGGGAUUUAAAUUGUGCAUUGGACAUGGAAAAGCUGCUUGAAACAAGGUUUGACGCUGCAAUAGAAUUACGUAGAAGUCUGGGUCUUCCAUCAGUGGAUACCACUGCAUAUCGUCUUAUCAAUAGCGAAGUGGAUAUAUAUUUUAUUUGCAGGUUGUCUGGCCUAAUUAUAGAUGUUUUUGGAGAUGUUGCAGUAGUAGCUUCAUCUGCUGCAUGGGUUGAACAGUACAAAUCAGAGAUAGAGUUGCAUAUCAGAACUAUGAAGAAUAUAAAACAUAUAAAAUGGAGACCAUCAAUUGAUAUCUUAAAAGAAGAAGGUCUGGACAUAACAGAUCAAACAGAUUCUGAUUCAUCUAUGCUUUCUGAAGUAAAGGUGAUAGAAAAUGGCAUAUGCUACAAUGUCUCCUUAGCAGGUCAGAAGACUGGGUUUUAUGCAGAUCAACGUGAAAAUCGUCGUCUCAUAUCAUUAAUUUCAAAGGGUCAAAAAGUUCUUGAUGUUUUCUGCUACAGUGGUGGUUUUGCUCUAAAUGCAGCAAAGGGUGGUGCUGAGUAUGUCAUUGGAAUUGAUUCUUCAUCACCUGCUUUGGAGCUUGCUGAAGAGAAUGUCCGUCUGAAUAAGUUCAAUCCCGAAAAAAUUUCAUUCAUGAGAAAAGAUGCAACUGAAUUCAUGAAAGAAGCUGCAUCCAGACAGAAAGUUUGGGAUAUAGUAAUUCUUGAUCCUCCAAAACUAGCACCUCGAAGAAAGGUUCUGCAAAAUGCAUCUGGUAUGUAUAGAAAUCUGAACUCAUUAGCAAUGAAAAUCACAAAGAAGGGCGGCCUACUCAUGACAUGUUCUUGCUCAGGAGCCAUCACUCAAAGUGGAACAUUUCUACGUAUUCUUCAGGGUGCUGCAUCAUUGGCAGGUAGAAAAAUCACAAUUUUACGGCAAGCUGGAGCAGCGUGUGAUCAUCCCAUUGACCCUUCUUACCCUGAAGGUGCGUAUCUAACUAAUUACUUGCUCAGAGUACUGUGAUAAUCAGUCCUUCCUGCUGAAACAGGAAUCAAAAAUAUGUUAUGUUGUCCAAUUUCAUUGUAUUUCUUCAGAUCAAAUUUUUGUAAUAUUUUUCCGGUAAUGGUGGUUGAUUAGAUCAUCAUAUCUUCAAACCUUGUGCCUCGCAAAUUUUGAUUGAGAAAAAAAUAGAGGAAAGAAAUGGAACGAAUUACAUCUUUAUUUA